Tachysurus vachellii is the source of this 4135-nucleotide messenger RNA. RefSeq names its product adaptor related protein complex 4 subunit epsilon 1 (gene ap4e1). Bases 277 to 3684 code for a protein of 1135 amino acids. The transcript is spliced from 21 exons. Lineage: Eukaryota; Metazoa; Chordata; Actinopteri; Siluriformes; Bagridae. Gene Ontology annotation, biological process: intracellular protein transport; receptor-mediated endocytosis. Gene Ontology annotation, cellular component: membrane coat; AP-4 adaptor complex. The record is from RefSeq and is a predicted model, not a curated record. Gene Ontology annotation, molecular function: cargo adaptor activity.
GUCCCAAAUAUGUUUCUAGUUUACUAGAUAAGGACGCUGGAGGUCAUUGGGUUAUACACUAUGUAGUGCACUUUAAUAGGGAACAAGGAUGCGUUUGGGAUUAAACCAGCGGUUAGUUUCACUGGUGUAAACAUUUCUCCUUUUCCAGUGUCCUGUUACUUUAUGAGCGUCUUUAAGCUGUGUGUUGUAGAGGGACGUUUGUGCUGAACGUGUCAGAAAGAAGGAAAGGCCCUAAAGAACAGGGCUGACUUGUAAUCUGUGCCUUUCCGAGCUGCAAUGAGUGAUGUUGUUGAGAAAACCCUCAGUGCCCUCCCGAGUCUGCUCUCUCUGGAGUCUCAGUCUGGAGCCAACAAACUUUCACCCACAUCAAAAUUAGGACAUUUAGUCAGAAGCAUCACUGAACUGACAUCCAAAAAUGAAGAAGAGAAGCUCAUCUUUAAAGAGCUGGCUGCUGUUAAAGAGCAGAUAUCAUCCCCUAACACUACAAUGAGACAAAUGAGGGAGCUGAUGGUGAGAGCCAUGUAUUGUGAGAUGCUCGGAUAUGAAGCUUCUUUCGCUUACAUUCAUGCCAUCAAACUGGCUCAGCAAGGCACAGUACUGGAGAAGAGAGUCGGUUACCUUGCAGUGUCACUGUUUCUUAAUGAGAGUCAUGAACUGCUGUUACUGCUGGUCAAUACUGUAUUAAAGGAUCUUCAAAGCACCAACCUCAUUGAGGUCUGCAUGGCUCUGACUGUUGUAAGUCAGAUAUUUCCCAAAGACAUGAUACCGUCCAUUCUGCCCCUGGUAGAAGAAAAGCUGUCUCAUCAAAAGGAAAUCAUUAGAAGGAAAGCGGUGCUUGCUUUGUACAAGUUCUAUCUGAUUGCUCCGAAUCAAGUGCAGCAUAUUCACAGCAAGUUUCGGAAAGCCUUGUGUGAUAAAGAUCCUGGGGUCAUGAUGUCUUCUUUACACAUCUACCUGCAGAUGAUAAAGGAGAACCCAGACAAUUACAAGGAGCUGACCAGCAGCUUUGUAACCAUCUUGAGGCAGGUGGUUGGAGGGAAACUGCCUCUGGACUUUAAUUACCACAGUGUACCUGCUCCAUGGCUGCAGAUCCAACUGCUCCGUAUUCUGUCUCUGCUGGGGAAAGAGGAUCAGAGCACAAGUGAGCUGAUGUACGAGGUCUUAGAUGAGUCUCUGCGCCGAGCAGAAAUGAACCACAACAUUACUUAUGCAAUUCUGUACGAGUGUGUUAAGGCAAUCUAUACUGUUUACCCUAAAGCUGAGCUGCUGGAAAAAGCAGCUCGAUGCAUUGGGAACUUUGUGCUGUCUCCGAAGAUUAACCUGAAGUUCCUGGGGUUGAAAGCUUUAACAUACGUUGUUCAGUAUGAUGCCAACCUCGCUCUGCAGCACCAGAUGACUAUUAUAGAGUGUUUGGAUCACACAGAUCUCAUCAUCAAGAGAGAGACAUUAGAGCUGCUCUUCAGGAUCACUAACGCUCAGAACGUCACUGUGAUCGUGGAGAAAAUGUUGGGAUUCCUCCAGCUUUGUAAUGAUAACUACACAAUCAUUGAUCUUGUGGGAAAAGUGGCUGAGCUAGCUGAAAAGUAUGCUCCAGACAAUGAGUGGUUCAUUCAGACAAUGAAUGCAGUGCUCACUCUGGGUGGUGACCACAUGCAGCCGGAUAUUCCCAACAACUUCCUCAGGCUACUCACAGAGGGUUCAGAUGCUGAGGAGGACGACAGACAUCUCAAACUCUAUGCAGUGGACUCGUAUAUGGCAAUGCUGAAGGGUGACUGUUCUCACCUGCCCCAGUGCUUCCUCCAAGUCAUCAGCUGGGUGCUUGGCGAGUACUCGUGCAUGAGAGAAGGCUUGGACCAGCAUGAGGUCAUGAACCUCCUGAAGAAGCUGUUGGAGCAGAGAGGAGUGAGUUCCGAGACCAGGAGCUGGGUGCUAUGUGCCCUCACUAAGCUGUGCCAGAGCUCUGGGUCUGCAGAGCUGGUAGUGGAGCUGACAGAGAGCUUGGCCUCGUCCCUGGACACGGUGCUGCGGCAGCAGGCUCAUGAGCUGCAGAGUCUCAGUCGAGACUCACAGCUUCACGCUCGGGUACUGCUCCAAUCCAGGGACAGCACGCAGGUGGACUCCUCUCUCUCGUUUUUGGAUGGGUUUGUAUCUGAGGCUCUAGCUGCAGGUGCUGCUCCCUAUAAACCCUCUCAUCAGAGACAGGAAGAGCUUUGUCAGCAGAGAGCUCUGAGUUUGCAGCCAUAUGCACUGUCUCUGCCUGUGAACAUGUCCUCCUGUACGCUCACAGACAGACAGUCCCCGACCCUCCUGUCUACAAGCUCUGGCUUCUCUGGUAACAGCACUGAACCGUCCUUCAAGACAGGAGCGAGCACACUUGUGUUGGAGGGAGUGAAGAGAGUGUGGGGGAAGGAGGGUUAUCUGCCUCAGAAAGAGGUUACAGAAUCCUCUGCAGUAGUAGAGAGUGUAUUUCAGUCAUCCAACAAGGAAGUGGCUACACACGUUCCCCAGCUUGUGCUCGAACCCGAGCCUGAACUCGAGCCUUCACAUGUGGACCAGGAGAAGCAGCAGCUGGCAUCAUCUCUGUUUGUUGGACUGGGCUCUCAAAACUCUACAUCUCUGUUGGAGAAAACUGAAGCUCCAGCUCCUCGAUUCAGACGAAAACACCGGCAGCACGAGUCAGGAUCAUCAUCAUCAAGCACCAGCGAGACAUCUACAAACUCCUCCCAUACUUCCUGGCGCAGGACAGACAACUUGUACGAUGGCUUGCUGGAAGAGGAGCCAGUUACACAGUUUGUACAGAACUUGAAUCACACCCUGAAGUCCACUACACUUAACGGCAGCUGUGAUACAACGCAAUCGUGUGCAACCGUUUCGCCCAGCAUUUUGGAUGAAAACGAAGCUGAUGUGCUGAUCAGCCCUAAAACUCUAGCAGAGGAAGCAUCAGUAUUGCCUCAAAACGGUUGUUCUGACAUCACUGUUCUACAGUUACCAUCUGAACUGGAAGACCUGCCUCACUCUGACAUUAUCAGCUUGACCUCUGACCCCUACCUGUCCAUCUCUUGCUGCCGCAUUUACAGAGAAGAUGCUCUGCUGCUUGUGCUGUUCAUCUGCAACACCACGGAGAUGCGGCUUCACAAUGUCACUGUCGAACUGAGCUGUGAGGAACUGAAGAUGUCGAGUCUAAGAGGAAAUGUGAUGGAGUGUUUGGACAGCAGGGAUUCAUCAGUGUGUCGGUACACUCUGUUGAUGGAGAAACCUCACAUACAGGUGACCUUCAGAGGAUCUGCGUUGUACCAAACACAGUCUGGACAUUCAGACACGCUGCUGUUCUCUGGCAAACUCUCCACUGCAGACUUCAUAAGGCCACUGAUGCUGAGCACAGAAGAAUAUGGGAAACUAUGGAUGUCAUAUUCUAAUGAUGUGAAGCAGAACCUGAAACCACUGACAGGUUCCAAAGGUCCUCUCAUAACCUCUCUUAAUGCUCUUAAGGAAAGCCUUCGACUACACACAGUGCACAUUAUUGGGUCAGAGGGCAUCUUGGCCUGUCGUCUGCUGAGUGGCGCCCCGUGCCUGAUGCACUGUCGUGUACAUGGCGCCUCUCUGGCUGUAUGGUUGCGUUCUCCUCUACCUGCUUUCCCUGACUGUCUCCUCUACCACUGCCAGAGAGUCCUGCAAGACCCCUGAGCUUUAGCAACUCUAUGCAUCAAUCAUCUACUGAAAUGUUUUACAAUCCUUCUGCUAACUUGAGUAUGACUGACGAUUAGGAAUGAAGAAGCCUGACUGUGGCUGUGAUCAGAUCUUCCUUGAAGUAAUGACUGUCUGUAAAGCAAUAUGUCAGCUGUCUGUCUUUAACGAACUGCCUUAUAAUUUUUUUUUCUAAUUGAAUCCAAUUCCUGAGCUAAAGCCAUGUCACACAAAAUGUGUAUAUCAAAUGAAGAUAUAAAUAUAUAUUUAUUGGUUUUCAUAUUUUAAAACUUUAUUUUUUUCCCUUUUCUUCCAUAUUUGAACAGACACACUUAAUGUACAUGCUUAAUUUGUUACUGUUUAAAUCCCUGCAGUAUUUGUUAUGAAAGACCAUUAAUACAGGAGCCACAUCUUCCUUUAUAGCUGUAGAGGAAAUAUAUUUUAUAAAACA